Messenger RNA from Ciona intestinalis (vase tunicate), 4262 nucleotides. RefSeq lists its product as uncharacterized. The record is from RefSeq and is a predicted model, not a curated record. NCBI's taxonomy places the organism in Eukaryota, Metazoa, Chordata, Ascidiacea, Phlebobranchia, Cionidae. Gene Ontology annotation, molecular function: protein binding.
AUAUAAUUUUAUCAAAAUAAAUUCUAAAAAAAUCUAAUUUUAACUACGGAUACUUUAGUCUUGCUUUUAUAAAGUUUUGGCAUUUGUUUGAUUUUACUGCCUCCAUAUAUAAAGUGCAAUGAGGUGACAUACAGAAUUAGAUGCAAUUACGUGAGCGUAAACAUAGAGCUAAGUAAUCUGUAAUUAUAGAGGUUUAUCCUGUGAGGGUUAAGUAGCACCUACAAGUUAAUGGACCUCGCCAUUAUGUGGUUGCCCUGAUUGAUGUACGUCUUAAAUUAAAUUACAACUGAUUUAAUAUGGUUUUGUUUACGUAAAACAUUUUUUAAAUUUAGGUUGUAAGUGUUACAAUAUUAUGUCAAAAACUGCAAAUGAAAUUAUUACUUACAAACUGAAUACACAUUUUCGUGAAAUUUGAGCGAUUACAGAGCAAUGAAUAUGAAAUUAAAUACGAAUAUUUGACAACUUAAAGACAUAAGAAUGUGAAUUACUGUAUUAGAUAACCUCAUACUUUAAUACACAACCUUUAGAAUGAACACUGUAUAUCAGUUUUAGGAGAGCUUUUACGACACUGUUUCACGGGUUGAAUACAACAAAUGACAUAUAGCAUUAUUCAAUUUAUGGUGCCAGUGUUAUUUUACAAUCAGUUAAACUGGAUGAAAGAAAAACUACGUUUUGAUUAUUUAUUUACAGCAGCGAUAGCUGGCGCUGGUAAAGAGCAAAUAAUCUGAGACAAAAGCCGACACAUCUUGUGUUUACAACAAAAUAAACAGAACUAGGACAGUCUAGGUGCGCGGGAAUUCCCGGGCAGGGUAGGGUCAUCUAAAGAGAACGUUCUACUAAUUUGAAAAUAAUGGCUGCAACAACACUGACCAAUUGCAUUCGGUGAUCUGGAGAUAUAAGAUAGUGAGUAAAAAGUUAACGAGGGAAGCAGCUGAUAAAUAGUCGUGCAUGUGGUUGAUGCCAAUUGAGAAUAUGAUAUCACCAAAUCGUGAAAUGUGACGGUAUCAUUUGUUUAGGGGUCAGGUGAGAUAAUUUGCUUCGCAGGAAAGUAGUGACGUCUUCAACCCCCAGGCCAGCCCACGCUCUUUAUAAAGAAGAUACCUACAUCGACGCUCAUUCAAAGGAUUUACGCAAUUGCCCAAUUUUCAUGGAUAUUUAUCAGAUAGACCAUCAGUGGCAAAAAUAAAGGUUAACUAGGUCAAAAAAGUACUUCGAAAAAAUGGAGUAACAAGACAAAAGUGUUCAACGUAUGUAAAAAGGAUUUUAAGUUCAGCGCUAAGAAUAAAUAAAGUGAGUUAAAAAUUACAUAUUCUUACAAAAGAAAUACAGUUUUACAAAUUUUGCAGGCAAAUUUUUUUCACAGCUAAUCUGAGAUUCUUACUUUGUAGUUUGUUUAUUGCUUAGCAAUUUAGCAUAUUAACAUGCAGACAGUGGUCAACAAACACAGUGGGGAAAUAUAUUGCCUGAGGGUGAUGGCUUACUGACCAUUUAAUGUGGGAAGAAGCACCGUUGCAAUCAGUUAUGAUUAGACUAUAGAAUCAGUUAUGAUGCGAUAAUAGAUACCAGACAGCUGGCCUGAAGUAGGACUGAGGUAUGAGCUAUUGUUUAGUCAAAUUAUAUACACAUAUUUUAGCUAUCAGAUUCAAACUUUCCCAUGCAGUUUUUGACGUUUGUGGGAAAAUUUAAGUUAACUGUUAAUUCCCUAUGAUUUGUAUUAUCAGGUACAUUGAAUUGUAUAAGAUAUUCUGUGUUUACACUGAAAUAGGUGUGCUGAGAUGAAUUCUGCUGCUAUAACUAUAUUACUUGUUACUCUAACUGUUUGCAUUGAGCUUGGAAAACCACAAGGUCUCUCAUACAACUGCCAGUGGGUGAAUGGUGAGCGGAAGUUAAAAUGUAUUCUUGCAAGAUUAGAUUUGUUUCUAUCCAUGUUGGAAGCUCCACCUUCCACCCAACAUAUUGUUUGUCAGCACAGCAGACUCAGUAAUGCAGAGUUAUUUAAGACCAGAAUCCUUACAAGUGCAAGUGAUCUACAAACAUUAAACUUGGGAUACAACAAUCUACGUCAACUACCUAACGACUUCUUGAACGCAAAUCCACUUCUUACUGAUGUUAACAUAAGAAACAACAAAAUUCAAGUCAUUUCGAGUGCAAUUUUUCAGCAAAACAGAAGACUUAAGUUGAUUGAUUUGAGCAAAAACUAUAUCAGCAGCAUAAGUUCUGAAGCAUUUGCAACAAAUAUUAAUCUGGAAACACUGCACCUUUGGGGAAAUAGACUGACAUCACUGCCAGAAGGAAUGUUGAGGAACAACCGAAAACUGAGGAAAAUCAAUCUGAGUUGGAACCAACUUAUGUUUCUGCCACGCAACAUCUUUAAAGGCCUCACAUACCUCACUGAGAUUCAUCUACUUAAAAACAAUAUACAGUGUUUACGACAAGGUGUUUUCAUGGACAACGCAAAUCUUAUUACUAUUCACCUGGGCUACAACAAUAUACAAGUCCUGCCAGAUAAUCUAUUCAGUCGGAACUUUGAGCUGGAAAGCGUGAGGUUAUGGGCUAAUAAGCUUAAAUGCUUUCCACAAAGUCUGUUUUCAAACAAUGCAAAUCUAAAGUAUGUGAACUUAUUAUUGCGCAAUACUGGGUUACCAUGGAGAUUGAGACAGAGAUUUUUCUACCAACAUGGUGACAGCAUAGUUGAAAUGCGACGGAGGAUAGAACAACAUGGAAACAUGACCUGUAACUUAACUAACUGUGAGUGGGACGAGGAAUCAGCCACCAUGGAUUGUAGUUUCAGAAACAUGACAAGCGUUGAAAGUUUGCAAGAAACUUGCGAGGUUGUAAGACAUCUAAGGUUGAAUGGAAAUGCAUUGAGUGAUUCUGAAGAAUUUGAACCUCUAAUGGGAAACCUACCAGAGAUCAGAACGUUGGAACUUCAGGGAAACAAAUUCACAGGAAAGUUGCAUAACCGAAUGUUUAGACACGCACGAUUCUUGUCUUCAGUAGAUCUGAGUUCUAAUGAGAUAAGCGAACUACCAAUGAAUAUGUUUGUAACAAACACUUUCUUACAAAGGGUGGGUGUUUCAAGGAACCAGUUAAGAACAAUUCCUGGAGUUUUAUUUCAAAACAACGCACAUCUCGCUUAUGUUGAUGCUUCAAUGAACGUCAUAGAAAUGUUAGAAAACCAAACUUUUUCAUCCAACAGAUUGCUGGAGGUUGUGAAACUGGCACGAAAUAAAAUUAUGGAGGUUGACAAUUCCAUUUUUGCAAACAACCCAAAGUUAAUUGAAGUGGAUUUAGCAUACAAUAACUUGCGUGGAAAUUUCUACAUAUCUACAAUCCAACAGGCACCACAGCUGGAGAUUCUGAUGCUAACAGGCAACCAUCUGAGUGAUUUCACAACUGAAAACCAGAGCAUUCAAUUAGCUGGUGAUCAGAAUCGAUCGAAAGAGAUUUCCCUGUCAGAUAACAAGCUACAACUCAUUCCUGUUGCAUUACUACAUGCAAAAACAGGAACAAAGACAAUUCGACUGAAUAGAAACAACAUUGCAACAAUACCACAAAAUGCAUUUUGGAAAUCACAGCUCUUGCAAAUACUUGAUCUUUCAAACAAUAGAAUAAGAGAAGUUCCGGAGUUUGGUUUUGUCCAGAACUUACACUUAGAAGACCUCAUACUUGACAACAAUGCAAUAACUGAGCUACACCCAAGGUUACUGGUGUUCAACCGCGCACUAAGAACUUUCAGUGCAAAUGGCAACCAACUGACCAGUAUACCAUCAACUUUUUUCCAAUACAAUCGAAAUUUAGUUGAGGUUCGUUUGUCGGACAACAGCAUUGGUAUAACAGGAUUGCCGGCAAAUCUGUUCGCUUGGAACCCUCUUUUGAGAUAUGUGUCGAUUAGUGGCAACUCAAUAACUUCAUUGCCAGAAUCUCUUUUCCAGCGAACCACGUUACUCUCACAGGUUUAUUUGCAAGAAAAUCAGAUCGAAUCUGUGAGUAGAAGGACAUUUGAAACAGCACAAGCGUUAUCCGAUGUACAACUGUCUAUUGAGCAACUCCCACCCCCAGAAGAACGUGCCGGAAACGUCACAAUUAUACAUCCAUCUCCAACCAGUGCAGAGGAAAACAACUACCACGCUCUCACACAUCUAGAUGUGGUGGAUUUAAGGGGAAAUUCGAAACUUCCAGAUGACCAUGCGGAGAUUUUUCGUGAUAAUUACGGAAUCAGGGAACUACUACACUUGCUUUUAAAUGAUAACUGAAUUAUA